Molecule: messenger RNA, 262 nt
Organism: Racocetra persica
Lineage: Eukaryota; Fungi; Glomeromycota; Glomeromycetes; Diversisporales; Gigasporaceae
Source: the annotation of a GenBank genome assembly
AUUCGGAUAUAUUGAGUAGCGAAUUGGAUACUUUAAGUAGUACGUCAAAUAUUUUGAGUAGUAAUAAUCAGUCAACAAUUAUGGAAGAAGUUGGACUACAAUCAGAAAUAAUAGCUGCUUUGAGUAUUAUAACUACAGAUCUUCCUCAGGGCAACAAUCUUGUGGAUACAAAAUGCUAUAGUAGUAAUCAAGAAUGUAGAAGUUGUUUGGUAUCUAAAGAACAGUUAAGUGAUAUUAGUUUUGAUAUUAAGUUAAAUGCCAG